Molecule: messenger RNA, 1932 nt
Organism: Drosophila montana
Lineage: Eukaryota; Metazoa; Arthropoda; Insecta; Diptera; Drosophilidae
Product: linear gramicidin synthase subunit B-like
Exons: 1
Biological process (GO): amino acid activation for nonribosomal peptide biosynthetic process; secondary metabolite biosynthetic process
Cellular component (GO): cytoplasm; cytosol
Molecular function (GO): catalytic activity; phosphopantetheine binding
Source: RefSeq, a predicted model, not a curated record
AUGUCUGAUGCGACGGUGGCAGCGUGUGCCGGUGUAAUUGCGGCAGAUGACGUUGCAGUCAUGCUACCAGCAGUCGAAACGCGACUGUCUGGAAUGUCGCGCCUUCCGCUAUCUCAUGGUCAGGAGCGGUUGUGGUUUUUGUGGAACUUGCUUCCUGAGGAUACGGGUUACAACCUGACAGGCGCGGUCCGGUUGGCAGGUGCACUUGACCUGGUUGCACUGCGUGUUGCGCUGGAUAGUCUUGUGCGUCGGCACGAGGUGCUCCGGACGACGUUCGGCUCGGACGGUGAGGCCGCCUGGCAGGAAAUACAUGUGGAGCCGAUUUAUGGGUGGCGUGAGGGCAACGUCUCCGAUGAAGCGGAACUGGGUUCCUUGCUGUCAUCCGAGGCGGCGAAGCCGUUUGAUCUGGAACAUGGCCCCCUCUUACGGGUUCUUCUGGUCAGUGUGGGCCCGGAUGAACAUGUGAUGCAGUUUGGGAUGCACCACAUUGUCUCGGACGGGUGGUCAAUGGAGAUCCUUGUCCGGGAAUUCACCGAGUUUUACAGCGCAUCAGUGGAAGGUCGGGAAGUCCGUCUGUCACCUCUGCCUGUGCAAUAUGGGGAUUAUGCCCUGUGGCAGCGCGAGUGGUUGGAUGACGCGGCUCUGGAAGAGCAGUUGUCCUACUGGCGCGAGCGGCUUGGGGGAGAACAGCCUAUCACGAUGCUGCCGCUGGACCGUCCGCGGACGGAGAAGCGUCGACGUGAGGGAGGACGGACUUCGACGGUGCUUGCCCCUGAGCUUGCAUCUGGAUUGCGGACUGUGGCCAGGCGUCAUGGGACGACGCUGUCGACGGUUCUGCUGGCGGGUCUGUAUGCGCUGCUGCAUAGGUAUGGCGGGGAUGAGGAUAUCCGGAUUGGUGUUCCUGUGGCGGGACGCCAGCGCGCGGAGAUCGAAGGUCUUGUCGGUUUUUUUGUGAAUACGCUUGUGGUACGGGCGGAUCUGACGGGCCAGACGACGAUUGGGGCGUUGAUCGAUCAUGUGCGUGACUGCAUGAUCGAGGCGCAGACGCACCAGGACGUGCCGUUUGAGAAGCUUGUGUCGACGUUGCAGCCGCAGCGGUCGUUAAGCCACUCGCCGUUGUUUCAGGUAAUUUAUAAUUAUCAGACAUUGAGCAGCCUGACGGAUGCGGAUGGUGGCAGUGGGCUAGCAGGCUUGAUUAUUUCCGGUGUUGGGAAUGGGCCAGGCGAAUCUCAGUUCGAUCUCUCUUUGUCUGUUGGGGAAGGCAGGAGAAAUGUUGAUAUUUCCUUCGGCUAUACGUGCGAUGUUUUUGAUGAGGCGACAAUAGUUCAGCUUGCCGAAGAUUAUGCCGGUAUUCUGAGGGAACUGAUACAGCCGGCGCGAGAAACUUUGCCGGUUGGGUCGCUGAAGCUGCUGUCGGUUAAAGUUCCAUCCUACCCGGAACAGACUUACCCGUUUGAGGCGGUUAUGACGCGGAUAGACGGGCAUGCGUUUGAGCGUCCUGGGGCUGUUGCGGUGACGUGCGAGGGUGAGGAAGCGGAUUACGCGUUGCUUGUGUCGUGGUCGUCUCGGAUUGGGCGUCGUCUACAUGGUCUUGGAGUGUUGCCGGACGAGCGUGUUGGUCUGUGCGUGACGCGUUCUGUGGGGAUGAUUGCGGGUCUUCUGGGGAUACUGCGUGCUGGUGGUGCGUAUGUUCCGCUGGACGCGGCGUAUCCUCGGGACCGUCUUGCGCUGAUGAUCGGGGAUAGUGGCCUGACGCGUGUUGUUGUGGAUGCGCAGACCGAGGCGGAGCUUGGGGACCUGUUUGCGGGUCUUGAGGUUGUCCGCAUUGAGGAUGUGGAGGCAGAGGAUGGGGCACCGUUUGCCGUGCCGGUGCAUCCCGACCAGCUGGCCUAUGUGAUCUAUACCUCAGGUUCCACAGGAACACCCAAGGGG